Molecule: messenger RNA, 1360 nt
Organism: Striga asiatica
Lineage: Eukaryota; Viridiplantae; Streptophyta; Magnoliopsida; Lamiales; Orobanchaceae
Source: the annotation of a GenBank genome assembly
AAAAAACACAAAAACACCAAAUUGGACUGUUGGGUCCGAUUUUACUCAUCCAUAGGUAACAGAUAGACGCCAAACUACAAGUUAGCCGAAAAUUACAAGGACGUCCUUGCAAAAUAUCUUAUUAUCAUUAUCCACCCGCUCUUUGCCCUUGCCAUCGAAACCAAACCCUACUGUCGUGUUUCCAAAGAAAACUGGUCCGAAUAAGAAAAGCUACAAAGAGAAAUCCGCAAGAAAAAAAAUCAAAAACUUAUACGAAAUGUCUGGAAUGGAAAGAUUGCACCGGAUGUUCGCCGGCGCCGGCGGUGCCCUCGGCCAUCCUCCGCCGGACUCACCAACCCUUGAUUCAUCCGAACAAGUGUACAUCUCAUCACUUGCUCUUCUCAAGAUGCUGAAACACGGUAGAGCGGGGGUGCCGAUGGAAGUUAUGGGUCUGAUGCUGGGGGAGUUUGUGGACGAGUACACGGUUCGUGUGGUGGACGUUUUCGCUAUGCCACAGAGCGGGACUGGGGUCAGCGUUGAGGCAGUAGAUCACGUUUUCCAGACUAAUAUGCUCGACAUGCUCAAGCAGACGGGCAGGCCUGAGAUGGUAGUUGGUUGGUACCAUUCACAUCCAGGAUUUGGAUGCUGGCUGUCAGGUGUAGACAUCAACACUCAGCAGAGUUUUGAAGCUUUGAAUCAGAGAGCAGUGGCUGUGGUUGUGGACCCCAUUCAGAGUGUGAAAGGGAAAGUGGUAAUAGAUGCCUUCCGCCUCAUUAACCCUCAGACCAUGAUGCUUGGUCAAGAGCCACGGCAGACAACUUCCAAUUUGGGACAUCUCAAUAAGCCAUCUAUCCAAGCCCUAAUUCAUGGUUUAAACAGGCAUUAUUAUUCCAUAGCCAUAAACUACAGGAAGAAUGAGCUGGAGGAGAAGAUGCUUCUGAACCUUCACAAGAAAAAAUGGACUGAUGGUUUGACCCUCCAGAGGUUUGACACACACUCCAAGACAAAUGAGCAGACCGUCCAGGAGAUGCUAAACCUAGCUGUUAAGUAUAAUAAAGCAGUCCAGGAGGAGGAUGAGCUGCCACCCGAAAAACUCGCGAUUGCUAAUGUGGGAAGACAAGACGCCAAGAAACAUCUUGAAGAACACGUCUCGAACUUGAUGUCCUCAAACAUCGUUCAGACGUUAGGGACAAUGCUCGACACUGUUGUGUUUUGAUAUUUCUGUUCUCAAUAUGGCCUAACUCGUGUAUGUCAUUUGGUAAACUUUUUGCGGUUUCAAUUUGAUGUCUCUUUCUCAUGUUUUCAUGUGGAAAUCACUAUUUGGUAAUUUAGAUAUGUAUUUCAUGUUGAAUAAUUAAUUAUUUAUUGUGCUUCUGUGGCC